Molecule: messenger RNA, 4168 nt
Organism: Serinus canaria (Common canary)
Lineage: Eukaryota; Metazoa; Chordata; Aves; Passeriformes; Fringillidae
Product: transient receptor potential cation channel subfamily V member 2
Exons: 18
Coding region: 956-3310 (784 amino acids)
Biological process (GO): calcium ion import across plasma membrane
Cellular component (GO): membrane
Molecular function (GO): calcium channel activity; protein binding
Source: RefSeq, a predicted model, not a curated record
AGAGUCUGGGGCUGUCCUGGGCACUGCCCUGAGCCCCGAGGAGCAGCUGGCACUGCUCUUGGUGGCACAUCAGGCUGUGUCCCUGGGGCUCUGCAGAGCUGCCUUCCCACACCAAGCUUGGCCUCGGCACUUCUGCUGCUCCUGGGCAGCCUCGGGGGGCUCAGGGGGCUGCGGGGGGAGGCAGAGGCUCUGUGCAGGCAGGGGUUAAACAUUCUGAAUUUGCAGUAGGCAGCAGCUUUCCCAUAUAAGAGCACUGCCCUCAUUGGCUCUCCCCUUCCCUGAGAAAUCCAGCCAGUCAUUUCCUGUGCGAGCCUCCUUCUCUCUGCAAAAGCCACACGUUGGGUGAAGCACAGGGGUCUGGGGGUGCUCCUUCCCACAGGGGUCUGGGGGUGCUCCUUGGAUUCCCUCAUGGACCAGCUGUGCCACUGCCAGGUGAACAUGGCCUUCCCUGCAUGGCUUCCCACCCAUGGAUGGAGAUAAUUCUGGGUGUGCCUUCAGGCCAGUGAACUCCUCCUGGUGCUGCCUUGGUUCCUGCCCGGAGGUUGUUUCCCCUCUGAAGAACCCGUGGGGACUCCUCGUCACAUCAGAUCAGCUCUUGGGUGGAGCUUGCAGCAACUUGUGGCGCUCUGUCCGUGCAAGACUGCCAGUAAAUAACUCUGAGCGCUGUGGAGAGAUGGGAACUGCAGCUGAGGAAUGAUUUUGGGGAGAGGAAGACAGAAAAGCACAAGCAAACUGUUCUGGAAGUGCAAACACCCUCCUAAAGGAUUCGGCAGAUGCAGCAGCUAUGGGGCCGGGCUGUAGCCCCAGCCAGGGAGGUUUCUCUUGGGAGCAGAGCUGUUAACCCUUUGGAGGGAGUGCCUGGCGAUGAGGAGGAGCUGCUGAGCAGAGCUCUGCUGCAGGUUUAGUGCCCCCACAGGGAUCCUCUUGGUGAUCUGCAGGACCAUCUCUCCUGGCAAUGGAUAAGUUCACAAACGGGCAGCCAGGCCCAGCUCAGAGGAACAGGCUCACGGGGCUGCUGGAAACUGAUGACAGCACCCAGGAAGAGAAACCUGCCCCUAGCAAAAAGGAAGAAAGGUCAGGACCUGGAAGGAAAGGAGAGCCACAGCCCUUGGAGACUCCUUAUCAGAAGGAGAGCAGUGACUUUGCCCCUAAAAUCAAGAUUAACCUGAAUUAUCGGCCAGGACUUGUCAGCAACCAGAAGGACCCGAAUCGCUUUGACAGGGAGCGCCUGUUCAGCGCCGUGGUCAGGGGCAGCCCCCAGGCUCUGGAGGGUCUGCUGGAGUACCUGAGGAGGAACUCCAAAUUCCUCACCAAUUCCGAGUACACAGAUGCAAAGACUGGGAAGACCUGCUUGAUGAAAGCCCUGCUGAACUUAAAAAAUGGGAAGAAUGACACAAUCCCAGUCUUGCUGGAAAUAGACCAAAAGACACAGAACCCCAGGCCACUUGUCAACGUGUCCUGCUCUGACUGUUUCUACAGAGGCCAGACUGCCCUGCACAUCGCCAUCGAGAAGAGGAGCCUGGAGAUGGUGAAGCUGCUGGUGGAGAAUGGAGCUGAUGUCCAUGCCAGGGCCCACGGGGAGUUCUUCAGGAAGAAGAAGGAAGGAGUUUACUUUUAUUUUGGUGAGCUCCCCCUCUCCCUGGCUGCCUGCACCAACCAGCUGGAUGUGGUGGAUUACCUCCUGAACAACCCCCACCAGAAGGCCAGGCUGCAGGAGCAGGACACCCAGGGCAACACGGUGCUGCACGCCCUGGUGAUGAUUGCAGAUGACACCGAGGAGAACACCAAGUUUGUCAGCAGCACCUACGUGGAGAUCCUCAAGGCGGGCGUGAAGCUGGACCCCACCUGCAAACUGGAGGAGAUUGUCAACUAUGAUGGCCUCAACCCCCUGCAGCUGGCUGCCAAGACAGGCAAAGUGGAGAUCUUCAGGCACAUCAUCCAGAGGGAGAUCCAGGAGCCCCUGUACCGGCACCUGUCCCGCAAGUUCACCGAGUGGACCUACGGCCCCAUCCACGUGUCCCUCUAUGACCUGUCCUCCCUGGACAGCUUCGAGGAGAACUCCGUGCUGGAGAUCCUGGCCUACAGCAGUGACACCCCGAACCGGUACAAGAUGGUGGUUUUGGAGCCACUGAACAAACUGCUCCAGCAAAAAUGGGAAACCUUUGCUUCCAAGAGGUUCUACUUCAGCUUUGUCUCCUACCUGUCAUUCAUGAUCAUCUUCACAGCCAUUGCAUACUAUCAGCCCUUAAGGGUGAAGCCUUCCUUCCCAGUGGAGUUCACAGCUGGAGGCUUCCUGUGGGUCUCUGGACUGAUCAUUAUCUUGUUAGGAGGCAUUUAUCUGAUCUUUGCUCAGAGCCUGUACCUGAGGAGGAGGCGCCAGUCCCUGAAGACCAUGUGCUCUGACAGCUGCAUCGAGAUCCUGAUCUUCAUCCAGGCCUUCUCCCUGCUGCUGUCAGCAGUGCUGUAUGGAGCCAGCUCAGAGAACUACGUGGCAGUGAUGGUGUUCUCCCUGCUCCUGGGCUGGGUGAACACCCUCUACUACACCCGCGGCUUCCAGCGCACCGGCAUCUACAGCGUCAUGAUCCAGAAGACCAUCAUGAGAGACCUGCUGCGUUUCCUCCUGGUCUACAUGAUCUUCCUCUUUGGCUUUGCUGCAGCCCUGGUGACGCUGAUGGGCGAUGCCCCCUCGGUGUCCCAGAACAAGUCCCUGGCUCCCCUGGAGAGCUCGGGCAGCCACGCCAUGUACGGGGGGCUGCUCAGCGUCUCCCUGGAGCUCUUCAAGAUCACCAUCGGCAUGGGGGACCUGGAUUUCCAGGAGCACGCCAGGUUCAGGUACUUUGUCAUGCUGCUGCUGCUGCUGUUUGUGAUCCUCACCUACAUCCUGCUGCUGAACAUGCUGAUUGCCCUCAUGAGCGAGACUGUCACGGAUAUUUCUGGCUACAGCAAGAGCGUCUGGAAGCUGCAGAGGGCAAUUGCAAUCCUGGAAAUAGAGAAGGCCUGGCUGUGGCGCCAGGGGGGGAAGAGGAGAUCUGGCUGCUUCAUGUCAGUGGGGCUCAAUAAGAAGGAUGAGAGGUGGUGUUUCAGAGUAGAGGAAAUUAAAUGGACAGAUUGGGCAAAGGAUGUGGGAGUUCUGAAGGAAGAACCUGGGAACACCUAUGAUUCAGAACUAAAUCCAGAAGACCCCAGCAGCUCCUGGAGACCGGCACAGAAACCGCCCCGAGCAGCUGCCCCGGAGGAGCUGGCCCUGCUGCAGCCCCAGGCACCAGGCACAGAGAUGGUUCCUCUGCACAGACAGCCCAGGGAGCUCUGACAGCUCUUCUGAACCCGCCUCCAUCUCCAGAGGAGUUGUUCUUCCCCCAGCAGCUGGGAGAGCUGAAGGCACUGUCAGCAGCAAAGUGCAUUUCGUGGAGGGCUGUGGCUCAGCCUGUGGCUUUCAGUGUUGUCAUGCACUUUAAUGAUUCAUUUCCUCUGAAGAAACUGGUUUUACUCGACUUUUCUUUGCCUGACACUUUCUUGUUACUAUUCCUAAAGAUCCCAGAUCCCAGAACAGCUCUCAGAGCUGCACAGGGAUCAUGGCCAAGGAAUCACCUGGCUGAGGAUGGCCCAGCCUGUUCUCCUGUCUCAAAGGACUGCACUGAAGUGCUUUGGAAUAAAAAGUGUUGUAGAGUCCCAAAAGCUGCUGAGGGUGGAGUUGUCUCUGUGCUGGUGUGAGAUGUGAGUGCACAAACCCUCACCCUGUGCAGCACCUGCAGGGCUCCGUGGUGAACCCACAUCAGGAUCCCCAUUUCACACUUCCAGAGUGAAAUUCUUUGCAAGUUUCCCUAAAUCACAGGGAGUGGUGUGGAUUUCCUGGACCUGAAACUUCACUGGUGGAUUUCUGGGACUUUGAUGGUUGCUUUGUCUCUGUUAUAAACAGCAGCAGAAUCCUGCUGGUGGCCCCUGAGAGACUGAUGGGCCAACACUUUGUGUGUGGUUUUUGCUUCCUGUUACUCAUGAUGGGCAUCCUGUCUUGCUGCAAAUGUCUGCAAGGACCUUGUUCCUUUUUGUGGCUUGCAGCCUGCUGUAAACUCUGUGGGAGAAGAGAUAAAAAUGAGCUGUCUCACUUUUCACUCUAUUUAACAAUAAUGACAUGUAAAAUUUCUGUAAGCAAUACAGCAAGUGUACUUAA